AUGGGCGUGUGUGUGUGGAUGCGUCUGCGUGAUGGAUCUGUGCUGUUCCUUGCUGCUACUGCUGCUGGUGUUGGUGGUUCUGCUGGUGGUGCUGGUGCUGGUGCUGGUGCUAGUGCUAGUGCUGCUGCUGCUGUCCUGCUAGCGGCUGCGAGUUUUAUCAGACUUGCCGAGCGAGCCGCUCCAUAA
This is a messenger RNA of Dichotomopilus funicola, 186 nucleotides long. RefSeq lists its product as uncharacterized. The transcript is spliced from 2 exons. The record is from RefSeq and is a predicted model, not a curated record. Bases 1 to 186 code for a protein of 61 amino acids. Lineage: Eukaryota; Fungi; Ascomycota; Sordariomycetes; Sordariales; Chaetomiaceae.